CACCGCUACGCUUCGUAGCCAGUUAUCUCGCGCGCCUCAGCCUUUCCGCUCGCGUAUCGCUCCGCGUCGUUCACUCAACUAACCCACUUUCUAUUCGUCAGUUUCAACAGUGAAUAAUUUUCAAACUUCACAUUCCAUUUUCAAAUGGAUAGAGCGUUUUUUGUUUUUUCAUUCAGUGGCUAGUGUUCAAUUAUGUAUGUUAUUGGAGUUAGUUCUUAUCGAUGAAAUAAAGCCGUGAUCGCAUGGACGACGCUAGCGUUCCGGGCCGCCGCGGCCACCGGACGACACCCGUUCCCCGUUUGGCACAUUCCUUAUCUAUAACGACGCACUGAGGUUCGGUAGCAAGACCUGACCACAAAACUCAGACAAUAAUAGCAGCCUUCAAUAGCAAGCCUUUAAGAUGAACGUUACGGAAACCAGCCUCGACGUCAACCGGUCCACACCGAUUUAUACAAUCGGCACCAGCUUUAUUACGCAAUGGAAACUACAGAAGAUGAGACAGAGGACAUGUCUAACCACCGCUGGGGGGUACCAAGAGUGUCACGGCGAGUACUUAGUGGCCAAUGGCACGAACUACACUGACAUCUACUACUUCAACAAUACAUUCGAAAAUAUUCUCACCGUUAAUGGUGGCUUGCAACCAGUGUUGCCGCCCUUCCCGCUGUGGUUGGCCGCCAUCUUUGCCACGUGCCUGGUGUUGGUCAUCCUACUGACAGUCAGCGGUAACGUGCUGGUACUCCUCGCUUUCCUGGUCGACAGGACCAUCCGACAGCCCAGUAACUACUUCAUCGCCUCGCUAGCUGCCACCGAUCUGUUAAUUGGUACUUUGUCACUUCCAUUCUACACUGACUACGUUCUAAAGGGCUACUGGCAUUUGGGGCCCCUACUGUGCGACCUUUGGCUAUCAGUCGACUACACCGUGUGUCUCGUCUCACAAUACACAGUCCUACUUAUAACUGUAGAUAGAUUCUGCAGCGUGAAAAUUGCGGCGCGGUAUAGAGCCUGGCGCACGAAAAAUAGAGUUAUCUGGAUGGUAACCGUAACAUGGAUCAUCCCAGCUUUACUGUUCUUUACGACAAUAUUCGGAUGGGAACAUUUUGUUGGAUACAGAGAUUUACAAGAAGGCGAAUGUGCCGUGCAGUUUUUAAAAGACCCAAUAUUCAAUACAGCUUUAAUCAUAGGCUAUUAUUGGACUACGCUGUUCGUUUUGAUUGUACUUUAUGCUGGAAUUUUUAAAACAGCGUAUGAUAUGCAAAAGAAGAGCGAAGCGAAACAAAGAAAGAUGCAGUCCAUGGUGGCAUUAAGUGCUGGAGUUAUGACAGGAAUGGCUGGCCGAGCUGCCGGAAUGGCAGCCUUAUCGAAAGCUACUAUAUCCAGUGAGGAUCAGAUGAAAGUAUCUGAGGCGAUGCGGAAAGAUUCCACGUCAAAGGGUUCUCUGGCAGCUCCGUUGCUUAAUCUUGGUGGAUCCAGUGACUCCAAUUCAAGUCAGAAGUCUUCAGCUCACAAAAGUAGUGCUACUGUAACUGGUACUUCUACUACAGCUGAAUCUGAUGGAGAUAAGAAAGAAGAUCAGGUGGAAGCAGAAAGGUCGAGUAGUCCAGCUUUUGAUUCAGAUGAAGAAAGUACUACACAGACGAAUGUUAAGAAACGGCCGUCUGUGGCUAACUUAGUGAUGCAAACAGGUGCUAUUCAACUAUUGAAUAACAUGCGACUUAACGGCGGAAUGAUGAUUAAAACUGAUAUGAAACAGUCACCAAUUCUCAAACACGAGCUAGAGAAGCCAAAAUCAUCAUUAUCACAGAUAUCAGAGAAGAGUUUACUUGACACUGACAACCCUGAUACAUCGCAGGGUACCGACAAUAUUCCUAUACCAAAUGUGCCAUUGUCUACCGCUAGUCUUAUGUCCCCAUUAUCAUCUGGUAUAACAACACCGUCCGAACAAAGAGAAGUAUCGACUACAAUUGCUCAAAGAAUCAUUCCACCCCCGACAGAAUUCAGGUGUAGUCCUCCAGUUUCUGAAAGCCCUCCAUCACAUUCAGAAUCAUCUCGCACUAGGACUGUAAGACUUAUGAAAGGAGAUGGGACGUCGUACGAUAUGCUUGUAGGUAUGGACGGAGCAGACUUGAGGUAUAUGGAUGAGAGUUCUGUGAAUGUGCCAUCACCCACAUACGAGAGCCCACCCUCAUCUGUCACAUUCCCCACCGCGACUGCGACUGAACCAUCAUCUCCGCCUACUUUAAAUUCAGGUAACGAAACUAACAAGUCUUUAUUACAAGCAGCCUUAAUACGAGCGACCGCAGAAGCUCAAGUAACACAGCCUAAAACGAAUUUCUCCCCGCCUCCUCCAAUUAAAGUGAAUACCGAGGUGAGUUUAACUACAGGGGAACGUUCAAAGCCUGUCAUUACUCUUGUAUCGUCGUCUUCCAACAACAAUGAACCUCAACCUCCAAAGCCGGUUGAGGCAAAAACGUCUCCAUUAAAACUCAAUCCCGCAAUAAGUCCAGCGGUCGAAAAUAGUGAUAUAUCAACUACCGUGGUAACUGGGUCAGGCCGCGGCGACUCCAAGAAAGAGUUUGUAAAAAAUAUAGGAAAAAAAUUAAAAGUUAAACGUUCAAAGCGAGACGGUCUGUUCCCGAGCAUUGGUCGUCAGAAAUCGAAAUCGGAAAACCGAGCGAGGAAAGCUUUUAGAACUAUAUCGUUCAUAUUAGGCGCGUUCGUCGUUUGUUGGACUCCAUAUCACAUACUGGCGCUGGUGGAGGGUUUCUGCACUGACCCGCCGUGCAUUAACAAACAUCUGUACAUGUUCUCGUACUUCUUGUGCUACGCGAACAGUCCCAUCAAUCCGUUUUGCUACGCGCUCGCCAACCAGCAGUUCAAGAAGACUUUCACGAGACUCCUCCGGGGGGACUUCCACAUCACCUAGUCCAUGUAUGUCGGUCACCGACACGCGUAAACCGGAGAAACUGACCGAAAGUCCGAUGGCAAAUGUUUUACGCACAACUUUCAUUGAAAGAUGAUUAUUAUAUUAAUAAGACAAUACCAAAUUAAUGACUUUGUUAAAAGCUUUCAUUGUAUAGACAUGGAGUCGUGUAGCGUACGUGUAUUAAAUGUAUAGCGGUUUCAGCUUUAUAAAAGCAAAUCUUUAUUAAAUGUAAAUAGUAAUAGAAAUGUACAUUUUGAUUUUUAUUUCUUCAAAUGUUCAGAACUGACAAUAAAUUGUUAGAUCGUGUAUAUAAAGGUGAAUUUAAAGUCUCUUCGUAUUUCUAAUUAAUGUUAUAAUUAAUUAAUGUAAUACUAGUUUAGUCUGAUAGAGAUUGCUUCAAGUGAUGUCGAAGACAUUGUGGUAAUAUAAAUGUUUUUAGAUUUAUAUGAAUAUUUAUUGUAUAAUGAUAAUAAAUGAAGUAUUUAAUAAGCCACAAUAGUAUUGUGUGUGACAAUGAGUUGGUAUUUAGCUUAAUGUUAGAUUAAAAUUAAUUAAAAUAAUUUAUUAGAAUAAAAAUAACAAUAAUUUUGAGUAACUUAUUGAUGUCAAUAUAGUAAAAGAAUAACAUAAAGAAACAAAGUAUUCUGAUGUAAUAACAGAACAAGACUAACUCACUCAUGGUCACAUACUCAAAUGAGAUUACGCUUCGAAGCUUUUAGCCUUGAGCCCAGCUAAAGUUUUCUAGCGUUUGAAAUAGUCAAUUAAAAUAAUAUUUGUAUAGAAAUAACACUAAAAAUGCGGGCCUAAACCGUUUUAGGUGAUAAAGAAAUAGUGUAUCCGUAAUAUCUGACUUAGUUUUCUUAUGUAAACUGGAUUAUUAGAACAUAGUUGAUUUGAGAAAUAAGUUUGAGAGAAAAUGCUUCAGAUUUUGAGUAGAUUACUUUUAAUUAUUAUUAAUACAAGAAAUAUACAUAUACACAGAUAAGUUAUUACCUAGAUUUUCAAUUCCUUUGGACUGAUAUUUUUAUAAUACUCAUCGUGUAAAUACAUAUCAGAUAGUGUCAUUUAUAAAAAACGAAACUUGAAGCAUUUUCAAAUAGAUUUUUUAUAGUUCCCGAUAAUUUUUAUGAAUGUAUAGUCGCUUUAAAUAAUCUGUAUAUUAAAAAGUAUCGUUUGUGAGUAUUUAAUAAGUUAUUGCAGAAUAAAAAUGAAAGACAAAAGUGAAAUAAAUUAGUUGGUAAAUAUUAAAGAAUUAAUAAAGGAAAAUAGAAUUAUUAUAGCCAGUACAAGCGAUCAGUUUUUUCAAAUGCAUUUAUAGAAAUUAAUAAUGUAAACGUGUAUCAUGCCCCGAUUAUUAUAAUGGAUGUCAUAUACUAUUAGAAAGUGUUUUCCCGUAGAAAUAAUAACAAUAAUAAUACCUUAUUUUUUACGGAUUGAGCCAAAAAUUUAAUUUAUUAUUUAUUAGCGGCCCAUUAUCGUCAAUUAUUUUAUUUUUGAUCCUUUUAUUGUUAUUUAUUAUUAAAGGUUAUUUUAUUUUAAAAUGUUUAAAUAAUUUAUGAAUAAAAUAUUUUUAUUCUAGUCAAGUUUAUACCUGUUAAUCUUAAGCUGUUUAUACCAAAGAAACUCAUUGUUGUCAUCGUAUUAUUAUUAGUAAAUGUAAAUAAUAAUAAAUAGUCAUAAUGAUUAUAAUAAUUGGUCAUGGGCAGUAUUGUGUUUAGUAAUAUAAUAUUAAUCUAGUGUUCUCGCCUUAGAACAGUGUCAAUAACUACUAUAUAAAAUUGUACAUAUGCUUUGUAUACUGUCUGUUCAUUUUAUGUCGGAAAAUGAGAAUUAUAAUGAAUAAAAAUAGUAAUUUCA
Molecule: messenger RNA, 4780 nt
Organism: Spodoptera frugiperda (fall armyworm)
Lineage: Eukaryota; Metazoa; Arthropoda; Insecta; Lepidoptera; Noctuidae
Gene: mAChR-B
Product: probable muscarinic acetylcholine receptor gar-1
Exons: 6
Coding region: 401-2923 (840 amino acids)
Biological process (GO): adenylate cyclase-activating adrenergic receptor signaling pathway
Cellular component (GO): membrane
Molecular function (GO): G protein-coupled receptor activity
Source: RefSeq, a predicted model, not a curated record